GAAAUUGGCGACAGAGAGGGAGAAGCACGCGAUUAUGCAAGCUUAGGAGACAAUAUGAACGAGUUUCAAAUAUUUUGCGACCUCAUAGUUUUGAAGCUGGCUCUGUUUAAUCAUAAAGAAGCGUUCAGGUAUCUUUAUCAGUGUAUUAAAAAAUACGAAAAACUGCGAGACUUCAUUAAGCAAACGAUUGCUUCAAAAUAUCUUUUUUGGAAAAGCAUGGUGUUUUUCCUUAUGAGAUGCUCAGUAAAAUGCUUUCUGACACUGGGGAUUCUAAAUAUGCUCUUUACGUCGAAGAACUCAGACGGGCAAGAGCUCUGGCGGACUUAAUGGCUGCUCAAUAUUCUAUUAUGCGGCCCCAGUUCUCAGGCGAUCUCCAAUCAUGGUGUGACAUCCAGGAUAUCAUUAGAAAGGAAGCCAGUUGUAACUGUCUUUACCUUUCAAUUCAUGAUGAAGAUGUACGGAUUUGGAUUCUCAAAACAAGCGGAGAUAUUCAUUUCCGCAGACCGCAGACAAUAGAUUCGGAUAAUUUUGGAAAUUCCGGGUCAGUUCCUAACCUGAAAGCGCUUUUUUCGGAGAGUUUCCGCCACUUUGCCAUUCUACCCGGAGAUGUUUGCGAAGAUCGCUCUUUAAAUGACGAACGUCUUCUAAGAUCAUCUGACGAUAUCAACCGAUCGCCUUUGGCACACAAGAAAGCUGAUGAUAUGGAAAAAGAGCUUCGUUGGUGCUACGAAACAAUCGUCACUCCCGUGGCCGAUUUAUUGAAGGAGCCUGAAGUUAUUAUCGUCCCUGACAGCUGCAUGUACCAAGUACCAUUCGCAGCCUUGCUUGACGAAGAAGGAGGAUAUUUGUUUGAAAAGUUCAGAAUCCGUAUCGUUCCUUCUUUGAUGACCCUCAAGCUUAUUAAGGACAGUCCUCCAAACUAGCACAGUCAGAGUGGGGCUCUCAUAGUGGGUGAACCUGAGGUGAGCAAAGUGAUUUACAAUGGACAACCGAUUAUCCUCAAGCCAUUACCAGGUGCAAGAAAAGAAGCUGAGAUGAUUGGAAAAAUGCUUGGCGUUUCUCCAUUGUUAGGGAAACAUGCAACAAAGAAGGCGGUUAUUGAACAGAUCAAGUCAGUUGAGCUGAUACAUUUUGCUGCUCAUGGAGAUCCCGAGAGAGGAGAAAUCGCACUUUGCCCUGUUCGUACUACUAAUGAUAUUCCAAAGAGAAGAAUACCUUCUGACGAUGGCUGACGUAUCAAAAGUUCAACUUCGAGCUAAACUGGUUGUUUUAAGCUGUUGUCACAGUGGACGCGGAGAAAUUAAAGUCGAAGGAGUCAUUGGAAUCGCUCGAGCGUUCUUAGGAUCCGGUGCUCGCUCGGUGUUAGUGGCACAGUGGGCCCUGGACGACGAAUCGACAGAGCAGUUCAUGAAUCAUUUCUACGAACACUUGUUUGGUGUUGAAAGUGCCAGCGAAUCUCUUCACGAGGUCCGAAAGUGGAUGAGAGAUAAUGGCUUUCCCGAAGAGAAGAAAUGGGCUCCUUUCAUGCAGAUUGGCGAUAAUGUCACUUUGAGGAAAGAAGACAUAAUAUGCAAGGUUCAAAACUGAUUAGGAAAUCCUUAGAGACUGAGUGAAGCUGACUUCUUUGAAGAUCCUCAUCUUUGUCUCUACUGUAUGAAACGGAACUUUUCGUGUGAUAUAACACAGACAUAUUUUGCAGUUGAGCAGUAAAUAGAAUUUUGGGUUUCCUCCUUAGCAGAAAGGCAUGCUCCUCAUUUAGAUAUUAGGAAUAGUUUUCGUUAGAAGCCGUCCAUUAUAUUUACAGCCCGAUCAAUCAAUAUUUUUGAAGAACGAAUUAUCUUUUGAAUAGACGUCUAACGAAAAGACUAUUGUUGUGAUUAUGAGCCGCUAACUAUGUUUAGCCUUUCUUAAAAAGAAAAAAGUCAGUCAUGUGGAUGUUUAGGAUACUGAUUUUUCAGGAAAUGUUUUCAUUCUUUAAACAAAAGGUCUUCACAGAGUACCAGACUUGCAAAGGCUGGAACGCACUUUGGAACUGAUAUGUCGAAAAGGGAUCGUUUAUUUAUUCAGCCAGUCAUUGGAGACUUUGGAAAACUUCGGAAGUUAGCCCCAGUCAUAUAUAUCAAUUAUGGGGCAAAAAAUGCGGUCGAGGAUACUUCUUUCUGGGCAGCUGCUCUUGUCAUUCAUUAUUAAUUUUAUAGUCGAAUGUGAAGUGUUAAAACCAAUCACGAUUAAGACGUCCAAUUUUUUGU
Molecule: messenger RNA, 2249 nt
Organism: Stylophora pistillata
Lineage: Eukaryota; Metazoa; Cnidaria; Anthozoa; Scleractinia; Pocilloporidae
Product: tetratricopeptide repeat protein 28
Source: RefSeq, a predicted model, not a curated record